Messenger RNA from Raphanus sativus (radish), 1827 nucleotides. RefSeq lists its product as uncharacterized. The record is from RefSeq and is a predicted model, not a curated record. Bases 1 to 1827 code for a protein of 608 amino acids. Lineage: Eukaryota; Viridiplantae; Streptophyta; Magnoliopsida; Brassicales; Brassicaceae. The transcript is spliced from 5 exons.
AUGUUGACUUUGUUGAUGCCUGAUCCUACUGCUCCUGGUAAUAACAUAUAUGUUUACCUAGCACCACUGAUAGACGAUCUAAGAGAUUUGUGGGCUGAGGGUAUUGAAGUAUAUGACUCAUUUGCGAAGGAGAAUUUUAAUCUCAGAGCCUUGCUGCUUUGGAGUAUCAGUGACUCUCCAGCCUUAGGAACACUGUUUGGAUGUAAAGUAAAGGGGAAACAAGCCUGCAAUGUAUGUGGAAAGGAUACACCUGCAAGGUGGCUUAAGUUUAGCCGCAAGUUUGUCUACAUGGGUAACAGGGAGGAGUCUACCGCCUGGCCAUCACCUCUAGAGAAGGAAAAAAAAAGGAAAAGACUAGAGUUGGAAGAUGAUGAGAGGGUAGUGGAAGAAGAGUGUGAUGAAUCAAAUGAACUAUGGUGGUGGAAGAAGAGAUCAAUAUUCUUUGAUCUACGUUACUGGAAGGAGUUACCUGUUCGUCACAAUAUUGAUGUUAUGCACGUAGAAAAGAAGGUGUCUGAUGCUAUAUUGUCUCUGUUGAUGCAAAGUGCGAAGUCAAAAGAUGGGUUGAAAGCAAGAAAAGACUUAGAAGAUAUUGGAAUCAGAAAGCACUUGCACACAGAGGUGAGGGGAAAGAAAACAUACUUACCUCCUGCUGCCCACUGGUUAUCGAAGAAAGAGAAGACCAUUUUCUGCCAAAGGUUAGCUAAGUUUAGAGGUCCUGAUGGUUAUUGUGGUAAUAUUGCGAAUUGUGUUCAGUUAACCCUCCUAGUACAGAACUUGUUACGAGCUGCAUUAAGAGGGUUGUUACAUAGGGGUCCUAGGAUAUCCAGAUUAUGCAGUUACUUCAAUAGGUUGUGUCAGCGCAUCAUUGACCCAGAGAAACUUAUAUCCAUGGAAACAGAGUUUGUGGAAACAAUGUGUCAGCUGGAGCGCUUCUUCCCUCCAGCCCUUUUUGAUAUCAUGUUUCACCUACCAAUACAUCUAUUAAAAGAGGCACGAUUGGGAGGACCAGUUCACUUCCGCUGGAUAUAUCCCUUCGAAAGGUACAUGAAAACACUAAAGGCUUUUGUGAAGAAUUAUGCAAAGCCAGAAGCAUGUAUGGCUGAGGCGUAUUUAGCUGGAGAAUGCGUUGCAUUCUGUUUAGAGUUCCUUAAAGAUUCAGUACCAGUUCAAAAAGCAGUUAAUUGUAAUGAAGAUCUUGAGACUGACACAAUGGUGGUUAAGGCCGACCUCUGCAGAAGGGAGAUAAGGUGGUUGACAUUUGGACCAAGAAAUGUUGCUUUAGCACAUAAAGGAUUCAUCAUCAGUGGCCAACGGUUUCAUACUGAUGCGGUCAAGCUGAAGACACAAAACAGUGGAGUAACUUAUGAAGCCUUUAGCAAGUGUAGAUCAAGUGCUCGAGAUAUGAGACAGGUCGCGGAUAUGAUUACAUACUAUGGAGUGAUAAAGGAGAUUUUGGUCAUCGACUAUCACAUGUUCAAAGUGCCAUUCUUUAGAUGCAACUGGACAAACACAGCGAAUGGUGUGAAGGAAGAAGAUGGCUUCACUCUUGUUAACCUUCAUAUGAACCAAGCAGCCUAUUUGAAAGAUCCAUUCAUUCUACAUUCUCAAGCAAAACAGGUUUUCUACUCUAGGGAGGAUGAUGCUUCAAAUUGGUAUGUUGUUAUGAGAGCACCACCUAGAGGUUAUCAUAAGUUGGAAACAGAAGCGGAUUUAGGUGGUGCUCCCUUACCUGUCCAAGAAGUUGAUGAUAUGGGUGAUGAAGCUUCGGAUGAUGAUAGUGUUUAUGUUAGGGAUGAUUGUGAAGGUUUAUUAGUGGUAGAUUGA